Aspergillus puulaauensis is the source of this 768-nucleotide messenger RNA. RefSeq lists its product as uncharacterized. Gene Ontology annotation, cellular component: Hrd1p ubiquitin ligase ERAD-L complex; endoplasmic reticulum membrane. Gene Ontology annotation, molecular function: misfolded protein binding; ubiquitin-specific protease binding. Bases 1 to 768 code for a protein of 255 amino acids. The transcript has 5 exons. Gene Ontology annotation, biological process: endoplasmic reticulum unfolded protein response. The record is from RefSeq and is a predicted model, not a curated record. NCBI's taxonomy places the organism in Eukaryota, Fungi, Ascomycota, Eurotiomycetes, Eurotiales, Aspergillaceae.
AUGGAUGACUUUCGGGCUCUUCCUCCCGUCGCCAGGACACUUACUGCACUCACAUUUAUUGAGUCGGCAUUAGUUCACAGUCAAACCCUCAGCUACUAUUUUGUCCCCUUUAUUCCUCGACUUCUUUUGAAUUUUUGUCCCGAGAUAUGGAGGUUGUGCACUCCGUAUCUCUUGACAGAUCCAAAGCUGAAUUUUGUGUUUGACCUUUAUUUCAUGUACACAUAUUCCAGCAGACUUGAAUUUGGCUCGCCUCGAUUCAGAAAUCCUGGAAGCUUUUUCGUCUAUGUGCUUUUCAUUGCGUCUGUUAUCAUGCUUACCGCAGGUUUUUACUUGGGAGCCGGGGUAUUCACGCAGGCCUUGAUCCUGGCAUUCGCCUACACGUACUCUCAGGAUAACAAGGGUACUAGAACCAUGUUCUUCGUAGUCGAGAUACCCACCUUAUUUCUGCCUUGGGCGAGGCUUGCCCUAACUUUCGUUAUGAAGGGGUGGUAUCCCGCGUCUAUUGAAUUCACUGGAAUAGUGGCCGCCCACUUGUAUGACUUUGUGACCCGCAUAUAUCCAACUUUUGGUGGAGGGAAGAAUUAUAUUGUCACACCAGCAUUCAUUCAAAGGUGGUUUACCGGGUCGUUGCGAGGAGGCCAGGAACGCGUGUACGGUCAAGCCUACCGGCCUCCGAACGAAGGAGAGAAUGGUCCCCGGGGUUGGGCGUCGUCUGUCCGAACUGUCUGGGAUAGCAGAGGCUCAGGUCGCAGACUCGGUGGAAAUUAG